This is a messenger RNA of Aedes albopictus (Asian tiger mosquito), 1871 nucleotides long. Its product is annotated as serotriflin. The transcript has 7 exons. The coding region runs from base 800 to 1612 and encodes 270 amino acids. Gene Ontology annotation, cellular component: extracellular region. NCBI's taxonomy places the organism in Eukaryota, Metazoa, Arthropoda, Insecta, Diptera, Culicidae. The record is from RefSeq and is a predicted model, not a curated record.
ACGGGUCGCGUAUUUAAAUCAGUUCAGAGCGAGGCGCGCCCCAGAUCGGACGCGCAAAGGAAUCGUCGCGGUUGAUCUACACCCACAUCCGUGUCGCAGUCCGGCGCAGUCGCUAAGGAGCGUUCCGAGAUUUGGUAGCGUGUCUGCGAACGAGCCAUUCGAGAAAGCAGGUGGUGAUUAACAACAGACGGGCGACAACCAGUUCAUUUGCAGAACUGACUGACUGACUACGCAAAGUCUGCGGUGGUGGUGAUCGAUGAUUUUGAAAAAUUGCACAUAUUUGCCGUCCCGGGACAGAUACACACGGUGGCUUCCAGCAAUUCAUUGAAAGCGAUAUCUGUUUUGAAAUUUGUGUUUCGCGAUUAGAUUGCAAUGACAAUUGCAAAACCGCGAGUGCUGUCGGAACGGAAAAUCUGAAGAUAAGUGUAUAAAACUGAGUGCAUGACCUUUCAAACAAAAUGUGGGGAAAUCAGAUUAUAGAAAGAGAAAGUCUUGAACAGCUUGUCUGAUAGAUAAAGAAGAAGUAGAGUGCGGCGGUUGGUUCUAACGUUGGAGUUAAUUCGAUAUCCAUAUGAAAACAGAAGAGCGCAACAGUUACUGUGAGAAGAAUCGUUGCUUUCAAUACUUUAUGUGAUCAUGUGCUCUAUCAGUGUCUUGCAUAAUAAAUCAACCGCAUCAAAAGUUUCUCAGUGCUUUCAGAACAGCUGUUUGAAUCUGUGAUAUAAAGAAGUUGUAAAUAUAUUCUAAGGUUUCUUCUAACGGAGUCGAUCCGUUCUAGUGGUAUCCAGCAGAGAGCGGAAUGGCCAAACUCAGCUGCCUGAUCAUUCUGUUGGUAAUCAGUUUGGAUGUCACACACAGUUGGAGAUUUGACAGACUACCCAGACUGUAUGGAGACAAGCUGCCGGCGAAAGUGAUAUCACCGCGGGCGCGCAAAGUUCAACGCCGGAUCGUCGUGCUGCAUGAUUUCUUCCGCACCAAAGUCGUCCCGCCGGCUUCCAACAUGUUGAGUAUGAAGUGGCACUACGGAGCGGCUCGGUCGGCUCAGAAGUGGGCGGAUCAGUGCCGGUUGCUAACGCACGACAGCCCGAAGGGAAGGUGGAUAGACAACUACGGCGCGUGUGGUCAAAACAUCUUCGUCUCCACGCACAAGGUGCCAUGGUUGUUCGCCCUAAAAACGUGGUUCCAGGAGCGACAAAACUUCACUUAUGGAUCGCACAAAAACGAUUUGGUAGCGGUUGGGCACUACACGCAAAUGGUCUGGGCAGCAACGCAUAAAGUGGGCUGCGGACUGACCAAGUGCGCUCGCGGUGGUCCCCGGGGAAAGCCAUUCUACAACUAUGUGUGCAACUACUGUCCAAUCGGAAACCACGAAGAUAAACUGGGCACGCCCUACAGGCGAGGUAAACCGUGCGGUUCCUGCCACCAGCACUGCCACUCGAAAAAGAUUAAGCUGUGUACCAACACGUGUAGUUCGGCAGAUUUGUGGGCCAACUGCCGGGAGCUUUACAAAACGUGGCCCGGCUGGCUCUGUAAUACCGUCACACCGGAAGGGUUGGAACGACAACGGAGUUGUUUGGCCACCUGUACCUGCCAAGGAAAGAUUCAUGACUGAUGUCCGCCGGAGAAGGAAUUUGUUGUAGGAGUGUGCCAUUGUCACUACUCAGUACUCAUUGUCGAUGUGCCAUAUAAGUGUUGAUCAAUGCUCAUAGAUACAGUUCAUAAUCAUAACCAUGCAGAGCUGCGCUUUCAUAGAUAGUUUAGUUGUGAAGGUAUAUAUUACCUGAGAUUUUAUUGUAAAAAUUAAAUGUGAUGUUUUUAUAGUUUCAUGUUUUAUUUUUUGAGAAGAUGUUGUCUUGCAAUAUUCCCUGAGC